This is a messenger RNA of Myzus persicae (green peach aphid), 1813 nucleotides long. RefSeq names its product ras-related protein ORAB-1 (gene Rab1). The record is from RefSeq and is a predicted model, not a curated record. The transcript is spliced from 6 exons. Gene Ontology annotation, molecular function: GTPase activity; GTP binding. The coding region runs from base 473 to 1099 and encodes 208 amino acids. NCBI's taxonomy places the organism in Eukaryota, Metazoa, Arthropoda, Insecta, Hemiptera, Aphididae.
GCGCCCCUCCGCCACCGCCAGUCACCUACACCACCACCUCCCCGCCUGCCCUUCAGCUUCGUUAUUGUGUGACGUGUGUGUCGGGACCGUCUGCCGCCGUGUCUGUGUAUCAUCGACGUUUUAUCAAACGGGAGAAAUAAAGAGAGACAAAAAAUACACACAUACACCCGCCCAUUGCGCCAUACUGCCAUAGUCACCGUCGUCGCUGUAACAAUUGCGUCUUUACACAGUGCACACGACAUCGCACUUAUUGUGUUUCCGCAUCCCGACGACCCGUUUUCACGGCGCAUAUCACACACACACGACGCUUGUGACCGUUCUCGUUCCGUUUCGGCUCAAAACGUAGCAGUCGGUUUGUUAUCACUCGUCGUCGUUGUCGUAUCUACGCGAACGCCCCUAAAGCUACUGCCACAAGAAAUCGUCGUCGUAGUCGUCGUCAUCUUUGAAAAACUUGCCAACAAAACUCGAAAACAUGAGUCCAGAUUACGAUUACUUGUUCAAGCUGCUGCUGAUUGGUGAUUCGGGCGUUGGCAAGUCAUGCUUACUCUUGCGAUUUGCUGACGACACAUACACCGAUUCGUACAUUAGCACCAUUGGCGUGGAUUUCAAAAUCCGCACCAUCAAACUGGACAAUAAGACUGUGAAGCUUCAGAUUUGGGACACUGCUGGGCAAGAACGUUUCCGUACAAUCACCUCAUCGUAUUAUCGUGGAGCACAUGGCAUCAUUGUUGUGUACGAUUGCACAGAUAUGGAGACAUUCACUAAUCUGAAACAGUGGCUAGAAGAAAUAGCUAGGUAUGCAUGUGAUAAUGUCAACAAACUACUUGUGGGCAACAAAUGUGAUUUGCAUGACAAGCGUGCUGUGGAUGAAGCAACUGCCAAAGAAUAUGCUGACCAUCUAAAAAUCCCGUUCCUGGAAACGUCUGCUAAACAGGCAACUAAUGUGGAAUUGGCUUUUUUAACUAUGGCUGCUGAGAUCAAGAACCGUAUUGGGCCAUUAGAUGGCCAAGGACCAGGAGGUGCGGCUGAUGGGGUCGGAAAAGUAACAAUUGAUUCUAAAUCAUCAGACACAUCUGGUGGGUCGGGUGGUUGCUGUUAAUGAUAACAUGACGGUGUCAUCGUAAGCAUUGCAGCACGCUUGUGGACAACUUACUAUCGUUGCUGAUGAUGAAGAACCGAGCCACAGACGAAGAUAGAUGAUAUAUAUAUUUACAACUUCUAAUUAAAACAAAAUUUAAGCUGGGGAAAUACAUUUUUGAAUCCACAAUACAUUUUUUUUUUAAAUAUAAUAGGAGAAGUGUGCCAUUGGCAUGCUAACCGCCAGUUCACCCCUACCCACUACUGUCUUAAAUUAUUAUUUUUUUCAACGCGUUUAUUUUGUGUACAUAUACAUAUUAUAUAUUUUAUUAUUAUUAUUAUUACCUUUAAUUAUUAAUUAUUUCAUCAUAGCAGCAACAGUCGUGGUUUGUUCUUUAUUAUUAUUAUUAUUAUUAUUAUUAUUUUUAUUCCGUUUCUUUAUAUUAUUAUAAUAAUCAUUAAUGUUAUUCGCAUACAACCUUCUCCAGCAUACCAAAAACAUUCCUAUUACCUCCGUGCUCAACCAGAUGAAAAAAAAACUAGAAAAUAAUUCGACAACAACCUAUUGUCAUCUUGUCGAUGAAUCUCCUUUAUCCCAUACACAACACACUUUCACGCUGUUAUUAAUCAAUUACAUAGAUUUGUAUGCGAACCCUCCCUCCGCACUUUUGCACAUUGUGGUGUAAAUCUCAAUUUUCUAGAAUUUAUUAAAAUCACUCUGCGAAACAAAACUUUU